AUGCCGCUACAGCCCCAAACGAAGUGGAAUUUUGACGCCUUCACUCCAAAGGGCACAGUUACCCCCCAAAGAGAGAAACCUGGACACACUUACCAAAAAGACAAUGACCUGAUGAAUGGUCUUCCAAGAGAAGCCACAGUUCUUGGGACUAUCCAGAUCCUGUGUUGCCUGAUGAUUUCAAGUUUGGGGGUCAUUUUGGUUUCUGAUCCCUACUCCUCCCACUUCAGUCCAGCAGUUUCCAACAUUUUGGUGUCUGGGUACCCAUUUAUAGGAGCUUUGUGUUUUGCCAUUUCUGGAUCUCUCUCAAUUAUCUCCGGAGAAAAAUCAACUAAGCCCUUUACCCUGAGCAGCCUGACCUCAAAUGCAGUGAGUUCCCUUACUGCUGGGGCAGGCCUCUUCCUCCUCGCUGAUGGCAUGGUAGACGUGGGGACUGCCUUUCAACACCGUGACUCAGAAAAGGAGUAUCUAUCCUCACUGCCUUAUUCGGAGUACUAUUAUCCAGUGUAUGAAGUCAAGGAUUGUCUCUUGAGCAGUGCCAGUCUAACAGGUGUUCUGGUGGUGAUGCUCACAUUCACUGUGCUGGAGCUCUUACUAGCUGCAUACACUUCUGUCUUUUGGUGGAAACGGUUCUACUCCAACAACCCUGGGAGUGAAUUUUCCUUGCCUUAGUCAUGAGAUCAUAUCCAGCAUGCCAGAAAGAGUUCUUCAAAGUAAUAGAAAUGAGCAACUCUUGGCCUCAGAGGAAAAAGGAAGAACAACCCAGCACCUACGACAAAGUGUAGUUAGACUUUUCUGAACUCUCAGCCAUUUCAGAUAUUGUGCAAUAAACU
Messenger RNA from Propithecus coquereli (Coquerel's sifaka), 830 nucleotides. RefSeq names its product membrane-spanning 4-domains, subfamily A, member 7 (gene MS4A7). Gene Ontology annotation, cellular component: trans-Golgi network; plasma membrane. Lineage: Eukaryota; Metazoa; Chordata; Mammalia; Primates; Indriidae. The coding region runs from base 1 to 669 and encodes 222 amino acids. The record is from RefSeq and is a predicted model, not a curated record. The transcript is spliced from 6 exons. Gene Ontology annotation, biological process: cell surface receptor signaling pathway.